Molecule: messenger RNA, 1738 nt
Organism: Saccoglossus kowalevskii
Lineage: Eukaryota; Metazoa; Hemichordata; Enteropneusta; Harrimaniidae
Product: phospholipase ABHD3-like
Biological process (GO): medium-chain fatty acid biosynthetic process; medium-chain fatty acid catabolic process
Molecular function (GO): monoacylglycerol lipase activity; acetylesterase activity
Source: RefSeq, a predicted model, not a curated record
CAUGCAUCGGUCAUGCACAGGGACCGUGUUUUAAACAUGGGUAGGGUAUGACAAAUAAUUGUGUCAAAUAAUCUUCGAAUUUCACAUCAAGCGGACCGAAGUUAAAUACUUAUCUCAGGUCACGAGAUGAAGCUGACAUAAUUGGAACGUAAUUAAGUUACAUUAUCUAUUUAUCCAUCCAUCCAUGAUCCAUCCAACCAACCAACCCAGCAACUAAACUUGUUUUGUCAACGAUGGAAAAGUUACGGGAAUAUGCCAGUCAUUUACAGUCGAUGUCAGUUGUAGUGGGAUUUGGUGUAGCUUAUACUGCGUAUUACUUAUUCUGCGUUGCCAAGAAACCAAUGCUGGUUGGCAAAGACAGGAGGUUAAUGCAGUUUCUAUUGAAUCAUUGCCCAACACUCAGUGAGAAGUACUUUCCUACAUUUUGGUGCAUUGAAGCUAGGGCCAAUACAAUAAUGAGAUCAGUACUGAUGGAAAAACCUGCCAUGGAGCCAUAUAGAUGUGAACGUUUAGAAUUACCUGAUGGAGGGGAAGUGUUUCUGCACUGGUUAGAUAACCACAAGAGUCCAAGUUCACCAGAUACAGAUAUAAGGCCAACAGUAAUCAUUCUACCUGGAUUGACUGGAAGUGCUGAUGCCAAUUAUGUUCUUAGUUUUGUGGAUGAUAUAACCAAACUUGGAUACAGGACUGUUGUAUUCAAUAACCGAGGCAAUGGUGGAGCAACGCUUAGAACUCCAAGAACAUAUUGUGCUGCUAAUACUGAAGAUAUGCAUUGUGUUGUCAACCACAUUAAACAGAAUUAUCCUAAAGCACCAUUGAUUGGUGUUGGGGUUUCUCUUGGAGGAAUGAUACUGGUAAAUUACUUGGCUAAGACAGGACGAGACUGUGGUCUUCAAGCUGCAAUGGUGAUAUCCACAGCAUGGAAUAUAUUUAAAUCUACUGAUUCACUAGAGACACCCCUCAAUUAUUUUCUGUUCAAUCAUUUUUUAACAAGACUACUCAGAGAUGCCGUCCUCCGAAAUAUUCAUAUGUAUGAGAACCAUGUAGAACUAGAUGUGAAUCACGUUUUGCAGUCUCGAACUAUAAGAGAUUUUGAUGAGAGGUUCACAAGCAAAAUGUUUGGCUAUCAGAGCGUGAGCCACUACUAUCAAGAUGCUAGUACAUUUAAUAAAUUACAUGCCGUUAAAAUUCCAGUCUUGGUCCUGACAUCGGCAGAUGACCCAUUUUCGCCCAAAAGCUCUUUGCCAUUGGAAGAAGUGAAACAGCACCCAAAUAUGGUCUUCGCGGUCACAUCACAUGGUGGCCAUAUAGGUUUCUGUGAAGGCUGGUUGCCACGAGGCAAGAAUUACAUGGACAGAGUACUGAGUCAGUAUAUAGACGCCAUAUUUAAACAUGCAGAUAAAGAAUUGAUAUAAACAUACAUGCAGUGUAUAUUUCAAAUUAUUUCAAUUUUGAAGUUCACAUUUCAUGUUUAUUGUGUUUUUCUAUUGAGCUUUUUUGAAAUGGUUCAUUUAGUUUAUGUUUCUAAACUUGGGCAGUUACAGUAUUGUUGUAAUAGAUAUAUAAUAUUAUGUGAUUUGUAUAUAAUAAAUGUUUUUUCUAAUACUGUAAGUCAUGAUUCAUAGUUAAGGUUACUGACGAUAGUGUCCCAAACAUGGAGGUUCAAAGGGCAAAUUAUUGAAACUGUCGUAUUUUUACAAAUAGGUCUGUACACACACAUUAUUUCAUUAAAAAAAAA